Pyricularia oryzae 70-15 is the source of this 949-nucleotide messenger RNA. RefSeq names its product FMP21. The record is from RefSeq and is a predicted model, not a curated record. NCBI's taxonomy places the organism in Eukaryota, Fungi, Ascomycota, Sordariomycetes, Magnaporthales, Pyriculariaceae. Bases 165 to 611 code for a protein of 148 amino acids. Gene Ontology annotation, cellular component: mitochondrion. Gene Ontology annotation, biological process: mitochondrial respiratory chain complex II assembly. The transcript has a single exon.
CGAGAGUUUGCCUCCAUUGGGAGCCGACAGCUCGGAUUUCAUGACGACCAAAUUCGAAGCGUUUGGAAACAACAGUCGCCACAACAAACCACACAAAAACUCGCCCUCAACGCUCAAGUGUUUCCAAUACACUGGUCAAGCAACACACGAAACAACAGACCACAAUGUCACCAACAAGAACACUCACCCUCCUUACCCGCAACCUCCUCGUCCGACCUUUAACCACAACCCGGCCCGCCACCCGUCCGUCACCAACAACCCUCCGCACAACCGCCCGCGCCUCAUCAACGUUCAACCCCGGCCCGUCUCCGCCCCGACUACCCGCCGAGCAGCAAGCAGAGUUUGAGCGCCUGCAGCGCGAAGCCUCGGUCGCCGACUUCGCCUCCACUCCCGCCGCCGCCGAAGCGCCGCGGCCGGUCAAGGUCGAGGACGCGGCGACCAACAACGGCGAAGCGGCUGCGACGUCGGGCGGCAUCCGGAAGGGCGCGCCGCCCGAGUUCGAGGGCGAGGUCAACCCCAAGACGGGCGAGGUCGGAGGGCCCAAGAACGAACCGCUGAGGUGGGGCGCCGCUGGGGAUUACAGCUUUAACGGGCGCGUCACGGACUUUUGAAGUCCCUGUGCGCAUUUUCGAUUAGGGAUUGCGUUGAAAGGAGACGGCCAGGCACAUGAGCAGAUUUUAGCAAGGGAUAGAAUGGGGCCCCUUGACGGUGUACUGUCAGACCAGGAGGUUUGUCCCGGGCAAGCCGUGUAGGAUUAAGCAAUAUAGACAUGGCGAGAUAUGGGGCCCAUGACGAUCUUUAAUGGGGUGGGAAGCUGUACGAACAAUGCCUGUAUUACGCAAACACAUCAGAGUUGACGGUUGUUUGGAUCGCCAAGAAGGGUAUAUAAUUCAGUCUAAUCGUAUGAGAAGACAUAAACUACAAGACUAUGAUAAUCUAAAAAAAAGGU